This is a messenger RNA of Penicillium nucicola, 1698 nucleotides long. Its product is annotated as MFS transporter. The coding region runs from base 1 to 1698 and encodes 565 amino acids. Gene Ontology annotation, biological process: xenobiotic detoxification by transmembrane export across the plasma membrane. The record is from RefSeq and is a predicted model, not a curated record. NCBI's taxonomy places the organism in Eukaryota, Fungi, Ascomycota, Eurotiomycetes, Eurotiales, Aspergillaceae. The transcript has 4 exons. Gene Ontology annotation, molecular function: fluconazole transmembrane transporter activity.
AUGGAGACCAUUCGAGACACAGCAUUUGGAAAGCUGGUGCGCCUCUUUUCACGUUUCCGAUACUUCCAAUAUCCCGAAGAGUACGAUCCAGCGAUAUGGACCGAGUACCUGAAGACCGAAAUACCAAAAGAAGAAGAGCCUGCCACUCCGGUCGACAACGAUGAGAAUCCUGAGGAUCUCGAGGCCUUUGGUCUAUAUACUGUGAUGUCGCAGGCGUCGAGGCGGAUGUCCACAACACCCACGCGGAUGUCAAGUGCUCCCACGUUACGGGAGACUGGUCAACCACUGGUGAUUAGUUGGAAAGGAGAGAAUGAUUCGGAGGAUCCGCAAAAGUGGAGUUUGGGGAAGAAGUAUUUCGUGAGCUGCCAGAUUUGGCUUCUUACGUUUGCGGUCUAUGUUGGCUCUGCCAUUUACACACCUGGUAUAACAGGCGUCACGGAGCAGUUUGGGGUGAGCAAGGUGGCAGCGACGCUGGGUCUGACCCUUUUUGUCUUUGGCUAUGGUCUAGGACCGAUGAUCUGGGCUCCUCUGUCCGAAAUUCCAAUGGUUGGUCGAAGCCCAACCUAUGUAUUGACAUUGUUGGUCUUUGUCUUUUUCAACUUCGGCGUGAUAUAUGCCCAUAACUUUGGAAUGCUGCUGGCUUUCCGCUUCCUCACUGGGUUAUUCGGAUCGCCUGUUCUGGCAACGGGGGCUGCAUCUAUGGGUGAUAUGUGGAGCCCUCAAACUCGAGACUACAUGAUUGGGGUCUGGGGGAUGUUCGCCAUCUCUGCACCAGUCUUGGGUCCUAUGCUCGGUGGAUUUGCGAGUUCUGCAAUGGGAUGGACUUGGACUAUCUGGCAACUGGUCUGGGUGUCGGGAUUUACCCUGGUUCUUCUAUUCUUUUGUCUGCCGGAGACCUUUGCGCCGAAUAUCCUUGCUCGGCGCGCUCGUCGGGUUCGCCGCGUCACGGGCAAUUCUCAAUAUAUGUCCGAGUCGGAGAUUGAGAUCAGAGAAGUCAAGCCUGUAGACGUUAUCUUCGAGGCUCUUAUUCGGCCUUUUCAACUCUGCUUCCUUGAGCCAAUCGUCCUUAUCACCAAUCUCUACAUCGCACUCAUCUAUGGAAUCCUCUACAUCUUUUUUGAGGCUUUCCCGAUCGUCUUUGAGGAGCUCCGCGGUUUCAAUCCAGGUGAAGGUGGUUUGGCAUUCCUCGGAAUCCUAGUGUGUGUUAUCUGCAUUGUCAUCCCAGCCUAUUUCUAUUGGAAAUGGCGUUACCAGUCCAAGUACUUUGAUGCAGAGGGCAACAUCGCACCGGAGAUGCAAAUGCCUCCUGCUAUCAUAGGCGCCUUUGCCCUUCCAAUUUCUCUAUUCUGGUUCGGCUGGACAGGCAACUUUGCUAGUAUCCACUGGAUCGUCCCUAUCAUUGCAUCUAUGCUCUUCGCCGUCGGUGGUUGCCUGAUCUUCAACUGCAUCUUUUGUUACCAGGCACAUGCUUAUCCAAAAUACGCUGCCUCAGUACUUGCAGGAAAUGACUUUCUACGCUCGUCGUUCGGCGCUGGAUUCCCCCUUUUUGCAUCAGCCAUGUUCCACAACCUGGGCAUUGGAUGGGCUUGCACUCUGCUUGGAUGUUUGUGCGUGUUAUUCGUGCCUUUCCCAUUCAUUCUCAUCUACCGAGGAAGGAGGAUCAGAAUGGCGAGCAAGUUCGCACGACAUGAUAUUUAA